ACUGGCGCGGGUAGAAAACGGGAUGCCUCGGGCGCCGGGGCCGGCUCUCCGCCACUAGGAGCCCGGCGAGGCGCGGACCGAAAGGAGCGCUCGCGAGCGGAAGUGGUGCGGGUGCUGUGUGCGACGCGCGCCCACCUCCCAGGGAAGGAACGGCGAGGCCGGGGCCCGGGACCGUCGCGGGGAUGGAGCGCGGGGCGGCGGCGGUGGCGUGCACGCUGCUGCUGGCUUUCGCCGCUUGCAUGGCGCCGGCCAGUGGUCAAGAAUGUGACAGUGACCAUUUUCGCUGUGAAAAUGGACAUUGUAUCCCUGCAUCCUGGAGGUGUGAUGGGACUAGAGACUGUUUGGAUGACACAGAUGAAAUUGGCUGUGCUCCCUCUUCCUGCCAGUCAGGCCAAUUCCAGUGUCAGAGUGAAGGCGUAUGCAUCCCUCACUCCUGGGUGUGUGACAAUGAGCACGACUGUGAGGAUGGCUCAGACGAACAGCGUUGCCCUGGGAGAACAUGCUCAAGCCAUCAGAUUACAUGCUCCAAUGGUGAAUGUAUCCCAAAUGAAUACAGGUGCGACCACACGAGAGACUGCUCAGAUGGAACUGACGAGAAAGACUGCCAAUACCCAACGUGUGCGCAGCUUACUUGCGCCAAUGGAGCCUGCUAUAACAUUAGUCAAGUAUGUGAUGGGAAAGUUGAUUGCAGAGACUCCACUGAUGAAAACAACUGCACUAAGAUCUGCUCACAGAACGAGUUUCAAUGUGGCGGUGGGGAGUGCAUCCCUCGUGCUUACGUCUGUGACCAUGACCAUGAUUGUGAAGACGGCAGUGAUGAAAAUUCUUGCAGCUAUCAGACCUGCACAGGAGACCAGUUCACUUGCCCCAAUGGCUACUGCAUUAGUCAGAAUUGGGUUUGUGAUGGAGAGGAUGACUGUACAGACGGUAGAGAUGAAGAUGGAUGUGAAAGCAGUACUCAUCAUACUCAUAAAUGUUACCCUGGUGAAUGGACUUGUCCAGGGUCUGGAAAAUGCAUCCCAAUUGGAAAAGUUUGUGAUGGGACUCUGGAUUGUCCAGGAGGACAAGAUGAAAGCAAUAUCACUGGAGGACAAGAUUGUGAUGUGAAUUUGUGUCCUCUCUUGGGCUGUGAGUACCAAUGCCACAUGUCACCACAUGGAGGGAUGUGUUAUUGUCCCCCAGGUUUUAUUGUCGACCAAAAGAGCACUCGCAACUGUGUCGAUUUUGAUGAUUGCCAGAUAUGGGGGGUUUGUGACCAGAUGUGUGAAGACCGAAUUGGCCAUCACCAGUGCCACUGUGCAGAAGGGUAUAUCUUGGAGCAUCAGCGACAUUGCAAAGCUAAUACUUCUUCUGGUGAGGCCUCCGUUAUCUUCUCCAAUGGUCAGGAUUUACUAAUUGGGGAUAUUCAUGGAAGGACCUUUGAGAUCCUAGUAAAGUCUCAAAAUCGUGGAGUGGCUGUGGGUGUGGAUUUUCACUAUCACCUACACAGAGCCUUUUGGACUGACACCGUGCAAGAUAAGGUUUUUUCAGUUGACCUUAAUGGUUUACAUAUCCAAGAAGUUCUCAAUGUUUCUGUUGAUGAUCCAGAGAAUCUGGCUGUGGACUGGGUUAACAAUAAACUUUAUUUGGUGGAGACUAAGGUCAACCGCAUAGAAAUGGUAAAUUUGGAUGGAAGCCACCGGGUUAUCCUUAUAACUGAAAACUUGGGGCAUCCUAGAGGAAUUGCUCUGGACCCAACUGUUGGUUAUUUAUUUUUCUCAGAUUGGGAGAGCCUUUCUGGGGGACCUAAGGUGGAAAGGGCUUUCAUGGAUGGCACCAACCGUAAAGACUUGGUAAAAACAAAGCUGGGAUGGCCUGCUGGGAUAACUCUGGAUAUGGUAUCAAAGCGUGUUUACUGGGUUGACUGCCGGUUUGAUUACAUUGAGACUGUAACUUACGAUGGGACUCAAAGGAAGAUAGUAGUUCGUGGAGGCUCACUCAUUCCUCAUCCCUUUGGAAUAAGCUUGUUUGAAGAUCAUGUGUUUUUUACUGAUUGGACAAAGAUGGGUGUAAUGAAGGCAAACAAGUUCACGGAGACCAACCCGGAAAUAUACUACCGGACUUCCCUGAGGCCCUUUGGAGUGACUGUUUACCAUUCCCUCAGGCAGCCCUAUGUUAGAAAUCCAUGUGGAGAUAACAAUGGGGGCUGUGAACAGGUCUGUGUCCUCAGCCACAGAACAGAUAACGAUGGUUUGGGUUACCGCUGCAAAUGCACACUCGGCUUCGACCUGGAUGCGGAUGACCGCCACUGCGUUGCUGUUAAGCAAUUCCUGAUCUUUUCAUCUGAAGUGGCUGUCCGUGGCAUCCCGUUCACAGUCUCUACCCAGGAAGAUGUCAUGGUUCCAGUGACAGGAAAUCCUUCUUUCUUUGUUGGGAUUGAUUUUGAUGCCCAGGAGAACACUAUCUUUUUUUCAGAUACAUCAAGAGACAUGAUUUUUAAGCAGAAGAUCGAUGGCACAGGAAGAGAAAUUGUCACAGCUUACAUGGUGGAAAGUGUUGAAAGUUUGACUUUUGACUGGAUUUCAAAGAAUCUCUAUUGGACAGAGGCUUCUUACAGGAGUAUCAGUGUCAUGAAGCUAGCUGAUAAAUCGAGGCGUGAAAUAAUCAAGAAUUUAAAUAACCCACGAUCAAUUGUAGUUCAUCCUAUUGCUGGGUAUAUAUUCUUUACUGAUUGGUACCGUCCCGCUAAAAUUCUGAGAGCGUGGAGUGAUGGAUCUAACCUUGUACCUAUAGUAAACACUACUCUUGGAUGGCCCAAUGGGUUGGCCAUUGAUUGGGGUGCUUUACGAUUGUACUGGGUAGAUGCCUUUUUUGAUAAAAUUGAGCACAGCACCUUUGAUGGUACAGAUAGAAGAGUCCUGGACCAUAUACAGCAGAUGACACAUCCAUUUGGACUUACUGUCUUUGAAGAUUAUGUAUUUUUUACUGACUGGAGAUUGGGUGCUAUUAUUCGAGUCAGGAAAACGGAUGGUAGAGACAGGACAGUUAUCCGAAGGGGCAUCAGUAAUAUAAUGCACGUGAAAUCAUAUGAUGCUAACACCCAGACUGGUUCUAACUACUGUAAUCGACCCACCCAUCCGAAUGGCGACUGCAGCCACUUCUGCUUCCCAGUGCCAAAUUUCCAGCGGGUGUGUGGUUGCCCCUAUGGAAUGAGCCUGACUUCUAAUCAUGUGACAUGUGUGGAAGACCCAUCCCAUGAACCUCCCACAGAGCGAUGUGGCUCUUUUUCUUUUACCUGUAACAAUGGCAGAUGUGUGCCUAGUCACUACCGCUGUGAUGGAAUUGAUGACUGUCAUGAUAACAGUGAUGAGGAUCAAUGUGGCACAUUUAAUAAUACCUGUUCACCUUCAGCGUUCACCUGUGGCCAUGGAGGAGAGUGCAUCCCUGCACACUGGCGCUGUGACAGACACUCUGAUUGUGUGGAUGGCAGUGAUGAGCAGAACUGCCCCACCCAAGCACCCUCUUCCUGCCCUGCAUCCUAUUUCACCUGUGAUAAUAACCAGUGUAUCUCAAGGAGCUGGCUCUGCGACACAGAUAAUGAUUGUGAGGAUGGAUCUGAUGAAAAGGAUUGCACAUUUACAGAGACAUGCCUACCUAGUCAGUUUCGUUGCCCUGAGCAUCGAUGUAUUGACCUAUCUUUUGUCUGUGAUGGUGACAAGGACUGUGUUGAUGGAUCUGAUGAGCAUGGUUGUGUAAUUAAUUGUACUGCUUCUCAAUUCAAAUGUGCCAGUGAGGAUCGGUGUAUUAGCAAUGUAUAUCGUUGUGACGGUGUUUUUGACUGCAUUGACAGCUCUGAUGAGAUAAACUGUCCAACCAGGCCUUCUGGUAUGUGCCACCCAGAUGAAUUUCAGUGCCAAGCAGAUGGUACCUGCAUCCCAGGGAUCUGGGAGUGUGAUGGGCACCGAGACUGCAUCUCAGGAUCUGAUGAGCACCAGGGCUGUUCCCCCAGGACCUGUUCUCCAUCUCAUUUCCUCUGUGACAACGGAAACUGCAUCCACAAAGAGUGGCUCUGUGAUGGGGACAAUGACUGCCGGGAUAUGAGUGAUGAGAAAGACUGUCCUACUCAGGCCUUUCACUGUCCUGUUUGGCAAUGGCAGUGCUCUGGACAUAGCAUCUGUGUGAAUCUGAGUGCAGUGUGUAAUGGCAUUUCUGACUGCCCCAAUGGGACAGAUGAGUCGCCACUUUGCAACCAGGAGAGCUGCUCAGAUUCCAAUGCUGGUUGUACUCACCAGUGUAUUCAAGGGCCCUUUGGGGCUCAAUGCCUAUGUCCAUUGGGAUACCUGCUUGCCAAUGAUUCUAAGACCUGUGAAGACAUAGAUGAAUGUAAUAUUCCAGGCUAUUGUAGCCAGCACUGUUACAAUAUGAGAGGUUCUUUCCGGUGCUGGUGUGAUAAAGAAUACAUGUUAGACACUGAUGGGAGGACCUGCAAAGUUACAGGACCUGAGAGUCUGCUGCUACUUGUGGCAAGUCAAAACCAAAUUGUUGUUGACAACAUCACCUCCCAGUUCCACACUAUCUAUUCACUUGUCCGGGAGGGUUCUCACAUUGUAGCUAUUGAUUUUGAUUCAAUCAGUGGUCGUGUCUUUUGGUCUGACGGAACUCAGGGCAAAAUCUGGAGUGCAUUUCAAAAUGGAACAGACAGAAAAGUAGUUCUUGACAGUGGUGUCACCAUGACUGAAAGUAUUGUGGUAGAUUGGGUAGGUCGCAAUCUUUACUGGACAAACUAUGCUCUGGAAACAAUUGAAGUCUGUAAACUGGAUGGGAGCCACAGGACUGUGCUGAUUAGUGAAAAUGUGACAAAUCCAAGGGGACUAGCAUUAGAUCCCAGAAUUAAUGAACACCUGAUGUUCUGGUCUGACUGGGGCCAUCACCCUCGCAUUGAGCGAGCCAGCAUGGAUGGCAGUCUGCGCACUGUCAUUGUCCAGGACAAGAUUUUCUGGCCCAAUGGCUUAACUAUUGACUACCCCAACAGACUGCUCUACUUCAUGGAUGCCUAUCUUGAUUAUAUAGACUUUUGUGAUUAUGAUGGGCACCAUCGGAGGCAGGUGAUAGCCAGUGAUUUGAUUGUGCGGCAUCCCUAUGCCCUAACUCUCUUUGAAGAUUCCGUGUACUGGACUGACUAUACUACUCAUCAGGUUAUUCAAGCCAACAAGUGGCAUGGGGGGAACCAGUCAGUCGUAAUGUACAACGUUCACCGACCCCUUGGGAUUGUUGCAGUUCAUCCUGUGAAACAACCAAGUAGUACAAAUUCAUGUGCCUUUGCCGCCUGCAGCCAUCUAUGUCUGCUUUCCUCAGAGAGGCCACAGUUUUACUCCUGUGUUUGUCCUUCAGGAUGGAGUCUCUCUCAGGAUUCUGUGACUUGCGUGAGAGAUGAUCAACCUUUCUUAAUAAUUGUAAGACAGAGCAUAAUUUUUGGAAUCUCCCUUAAUCCUGAGGUGAAGAGCAAUGAUGCUAUGAUUCCCAUAGCAGGGAUAAUGAAUGGUUAUGAUGUUGAAUUUGAUGACUCAGAGCAAUUCAUCUAUUGGGUUGAGAAUCCAGGUGAAAUUCACAGAGUGAAGACUGAUGGCACCAACAGGACACUGCUUGUUCCUCUAUCUAGGGUGGGGUCUUCUAUGAGCCUGGCCUUAGACUGGAUAUCCAGAAACUUAUAUUAUACCAAUCCUGGAACUCAAUCAAUUGAGGUUUUGACACUCCAAGGAAAUGUCAGAUACAGAAAAACACUGAUUACCAAUGAUGGGACAGCUCUUGGAGUUGGGUUUCCAAUUGGCAUAACUGUUGAUCCUGCUAAUGGGAAACUGUACUGGUCAGACCAUGGAACAUACAGUGGCGUUCCUGCCAAGAUUGCAAGUGUUAACAUGGAUGGCACAUCUUCAAAAACUCUCUUCACUGGGAACCUUGAACACGUGGAGUUUAUCACCCUUGACAUCCCAGAGCAGAAACUCUACUGGGCUGUUACCAGCAGGGGAGUGAUUGAAAGAGGAAAUGUGGAUGGUACAGAUCGAAUGAUUCUGGUAAACUAUCUUUCCCACCCCUGGGGAAUUGCUGUCUAUGGUUCCUUCCUUUAUUAUACUGAUGAACACUAUGAGGUCAUUGAAAGAGUUGACAAGGACACCGGGGCCAACAAAGUCAUCUUGAGAGAUAAUAUUCCACGUCUGAGGUGCCUUCGAGUUUAUCACAAACAUGACUCUGCUGGAUCCUCAAAUGGCUGUACCAACAAUCCAAAUGCCUGUCAGCAGAUUUGCCUGCCCGUACCAGGAGGACUGUUCUCGUGUGCCUGUGCCACUGGAUUUAAACUCAAUCCUGAUCAUCAGACCUGCUCUCCAUAUGAGUCUUUCAUUGUUGUUUCCAUGCUGUCUGCAAUCAGAGGCUUUAGCUUGGAUUUGUCAGAUCAUUCAGAAGCCAUGGUGCCAGUGGCAGGCCAAGGACGAAAUGCACUGCAUGUGGAUGUUGAUAUAUCUUCUGGUUUUAUUUAUUGGUGUGAUUUUAGCAGCUCUGUGGCAAGUUAUAAUGCAAUCCGUAGAAUCAAACCAGAUGGGUCUGCUUUUACAGACAUCGUUACAUAUGGGAUAGGGGAAAAUGGAGUCCGGGGUAUUGCACUGGAUUGGGUAGCAGGAAAUCUUUAUUUCACCAAUGCUUUUCUGUCUGAAACACUGAUAGAAGUUCUGCGGAUCAAUACCACCUACCGCCGUGUUCUCCUUAAAGUCAUAGUGGAUAUGCCCAGGCAUAUUGUUGUAGACCCCAAGAACAGAUACCUCUUCUGGGCUGAUUAUGGACAAAACCCAAAGAUUGAACGUUCUUUUCUUGACUGUACCAAUCGAACUGUGCUUGUAUCAGAGGGCAUUGUCACACCACGGGGCUUGGCAGUAGACCAUAGCAAUGGCUACAUUUAUUGGGUUGAUGACUCUUUAGAUAUUAUUGCAAGGAUCAAUAUUGAGGGAGGGGAAUCUGAAGUGAUUCGUUAUGGCAGUCGUUAUCCAACUCCUUAUGCCAUCACUGUUUUUGAAAAUUCUAUCAUAUGGGUAGAUAGGAAUUUAAAAAAAAUCUUCAAAGCUAGCAAGGAACCAGAGAACACAGAGCCACCAACAGUGAUAAGGGACAGUAUCAAUUGGCUAAGAGAUGUGGCCAUCUUUGACCAGCGUGUCCAGCCCCGGUCACCUGAAGAGGUCAACAACAACCCUUGCUUGGAAAAUAAUGGUGGAUGCUCCCAUCUCUGCUUUGCUUUGCCUGGAUUGCACACCCCAAAAUGUGGCUGUGCCUUUGGGACCCUGGAAGGUGAUGGCAAGAGCUGUGCCAUUCCAACAGAACAUUUCCUCAUGUUUGCCAUGUAUAAUUCUUUGAGAAGCUUAUAUUUGGACCCUGAAAACCAUAACCCACCUUUCCAAGCAAUAAGUGUGGAAGGAAUUGCUGUGGCCCUGGACUAUGACAGCAUAAAUAACAGAAUCUACUUCACACACUCUUUAGCACCUAGACACAGCCAGAUUUCCUAUGUCAACCUGAAUUCAGGAACCGUUUCUCCCACUGUCAUUGUUUCAGAUAUAGGGGCUGCUGAUGGCAUUGCCUUUGACUGGAUCAAUAGAAGAAUUUAUUACAGUGACUACACCAACCAGACGAUUAACUCUGUCGCCGAGGAUGGGUCUAAGCGCGCUGUGAUAGCCCACGUUUCAAAGCCAGGAGCGAUUGUGUUAGAUCCUUGCCGAGGGUACAUGUACUGGACUGACUGGGGUACUAAUGCCAAAAUUGAGAGAGCCACACUGGGAGGAAACUUCCGGGUACCCAUUGUGAACAGCAGCCUGGUCUGGCCCAAUGGGCUCGCUCUGGACAAUGAGGAAGACCUUCUCUACUGGGCAGAUGCCAGUCUGCUGAAGAUCGAACGCAGCACUCUAACGGGCAUGGGGCGUGAGGUCAUUGUCAGCGCAACCUUUCAUCCUUUUGGCUUGACUCUCUAUGGCCAGUAUAUAUACUGGACUGACUCAUCUGUAAAAAAAGUUUACCGAGCUAACAAAUAUGAUGGGUCAGGUCAGACUGCAAUGACCACAAGUUUUCGCUUCCAGCCUGAGGAUAUUUGUGUUGUUGUGAAGGACCAGCAACGGCAGUGUAGUAAUCCUUGUGAUCGGUUUAAUGGGGGCUGCAGCCAUAUUUGUGCACCAGGUCCAAAUGGUGCUGAGUGCCAAUGUCCACACGAGGGCCACUGGUAUCUGGCCAACAACAAUAAGCACUGCAUAGUGGACAAUGGUACACGGUGUGAUAGUUCCAAGUUCACCUGCCUCAAUGGGCGUUGCAUCUCAGAGCACUGGACAUGUGACAACGACAAUGACUGUGGUGACGGCAGUGAUGAGCUGGAAAGUGUCUGUGCGUUUCACACCUGCCAUCUGACAUCCUUCACCUGUGACAAUGGGCGAUGUGUCCAAUAUCGUUAUCGCUGUGAUCACUACAAUGACUGUGGUGACAACAGUGAUGAGGCAGGGUGCCUGUUCAGGGACUGUAACACCACCACGGAGUUUACUUGCAGUAACAGAAGGUGCAUACCUCUUCAGUUUGUCUGCAAUGGUAUAAACAACUGCCAUGAUAAUGAUACUUCAGAUGAGAAAAAUUGCCCUGAUCGCACUUGCCAUCCUGGAUACACAAAAUGUCAGACUACAAAUAUUUGUAUUCCCCGUCUUUACUUGUGUGACGGAGACAAUGACUGUGGAGAUAUGAGUGAUGAAAGUCCCAUUUUCUGCGCCUCUCACACGUGCAGCAGCACUGAGUUCCACUGCACAUCUGGGCGCUGUAUUCCUAUGCAUUGGUAUUGUGAUCAAGAAAGAGAUUGUUCUGAUGGCUCAGAUGAACCUGCCACUUGUGUGUACCAUGACCCAACAUGCUUAAGUGAUGAGUUCAAGUGUGACAACGGGAGGUGCAUCCAAAGAGAAUGGAUCUGUGAUGGUGAUAAUGACUGUGGGGACAUGAGUGAUGAGGAUGAAAGGCACCAGUGUGAGAGUCGCAGCUGCUCAAAUUCUGAGUUUCGCUGUGUAAAUAGCAGGCCUCCAGCCAGGAGGUGCAUUCCCCGAUCUUGGGUCUGUGAUGGCGACGCGGAUUGUGCUGACGGCUAUGAUGAGCAUCAGAACUGCACCAGGAGCUCUUGCUCUGAAGACGAUUUCACCUGCAGUAAUGGACUGUGUGUCCCACACUCGUACAGAUGUGACUGGCGCAAUGAUUGUGGUGACUACAGUGAUGAGAGGGAAUGCUCAUACCCCACCUGCAAUGAGAAUCAGUUUACCUGUCAGAAUGGAAUCUGCAUUUAUAAGGUCUACACCUGUGAUGGGGAAAAUGACUGUGGAGAUGACUCUGAUGAGCUGGAGCACCUGUGCCACACCCCAGAAACCACGUGCCCCCCUCAUCAGUUCAAGUGUGACAACGGGAACUGCAUCGAGAUGGUGAAAGUCUGCAACCACCUAGAUGACUGUUUAGACAACAGUGAUGAGAAAGCAUGUGGCAUUAAUGAGUGCAAUGACCCUUCACUCAGUGGAUGUGACCAAAACUGCACAGACACCUUAACCAGUUUCUAUUGUUCUUGUCUUCCUGGUUAUAAACUUAUGUCUGACAAGAGGACUUGUAAUGAUAUUGAUGAAUGCAAAGAGACGCCCUUUGUCUGUAGCCAGAAGUGUGAGAAUGUAAUAGGCUCCUACAUCUGUAAGUGUGCCCCAGGCUACAUUCGAGAACCAAAUGGAAAGAGCUGCCGGCAGAACAGUGACAUCCAGCCAUAUCUCAUUUUUAGCAACCGUUACUAUUUGAGAAACCUAACUACAGAUGGCCAUUAUUACUCCCUCAUUUUGCAAGGACUGGGCAAUGCCGUGGCCCUGGAUUUUGACCGAGUAGAAAAGAGAAUAUACUGGAUUGAUAGAGAGAAUAAGGUCAUUGAGAGAAUGUUUCUGAAUAAGACAAACAGGGAGACUGUCUUAAACCACAGACUACCAGCUGCAGAAAGUCUGGCUGUAGACUGGGUUACCAGAAAGCUCUAUUGGGUAGAUGCCUACCUGAAAUGCCUCUCUGUCUCUGAUCUCGAUGGUCGAUACCGCCGCAAGCUGGCUGAGCACUGUAUGGAUGCCAACAACACUUUCUGCUUUGAAAAUCCCAGAGGAAUUGUCCUUCAUCCUCAAUAUGGGUAUGUCUACUGGGCAGACUGGGCUAGCCGAGCAUACAUUGGGAGAGUAGGCAUGGAUGGAACCAAUAAGUCUGUGAUUAUCUCUACCAAGAUAGAGUGGCCCAAUGGCAUCACUAUUGAUUACACCAAUGAUCUACUCUACUGGGCAGAUGCUCACCUGGGUUACAUUGAGUACUCUGAUUUGGAGGGCAACAAUCGACACACCGUGUAUGACGGGGCACUGCCUCACCCCUUUGCUAUUACCAUUUUUGAAGACACCAUUUAUUGGACAGAUUGGAAUACAAGGACAGUUGAAAAGGGAAACAAAUAUGAUGGAUCAGAUAGGAUGAUGCUGGUGAACACAACCCAUAAACCAUUUGACAUCCAUGUGUAUCAUCCAUAUAGGCAGCCAAUUGUGAACAAUCCCUGUGGUACCAACAAUGGUGGCUGUUCUCAUCUCUGCCUCAUCAAAGCAGGAGGAAAAGGAUUCACCUGUGAGUGUCCAGAUAACUUCCACUCCCUCCAGCUGGAUGACAGCACCCACUGCCUGCCCAUGUGCUCUAGCACCCAAUUCCUGUGUGCUAACAAUGAAAAGUGUAUUCCUAUCUGGUGGAAAUGUGAUGGACAGAAAGACUGUUCCGAUGGCUCUGAUGAACCCGCCAUUUGCCCUCAGCGCUACUGCCCGUUAGGACAGUUCCAGUGCAAGGAUGGCAACUGUACCAGCCCCCACUUCCUAUGCAAUGCUCACCGAGAUUGCCCUGAUGGAUCUGAUGAAGACCAUAUUCUUUGUGAGCAUCACCAGUGUGAGUCCAAUGAAUGGCAGUGUGCCAACAAACGUUGUAUCCCAGAAGCCUGGCAGUGUGACUCGGAGAACGACUGUGAGGAUAACUCGGACGAAGACAUUUCCCACUGUGCCGGCAGGAUCUGCCGGCCAGGCUAUUUUAUGUGUGCCAAUGGCCGCUGCAUCCCUCAGAGCUGGAAGUGUGAUGUAGACAAUGACUGUGGAGACUACUCAGAUGAGCCCAUCCAGGAGUGCAUGAGCUCUGCCUAUCGCUGUGACAACUAUACGGAGUUCAGCUGUAGAACGAACUACCGCUGCAUCCCACAGUGGGCCGUGUGCAAUGGUUUUGAUGACUGCAGAGACAACAGUGAUGAGCAAGGCUGUGAGGAGAUGACGUGCAACCCUUCAGGGGAUUUCCGCUGUAAUAAUCACCGCUGCAUCCCUCUUCGCUGGAAAUGUGAUGGGCACAAUGACUGUGGAGAUCACUCAGAUGAGGAAAACUGUGUCCCCCGGGAGUGUACAGAGAGCGAAUUUCGAUGUGAUGAUCAGAGCUGCAUUCCCUCUCGAUGGAUCUGUGACCAUAUCAACGACUGUGGGGACAACUCUGAUGAGCGGGAUUGUGAGAUGAGGACCUGCCAUCCUGGAUAUUUUCAGUGUAAUAGUGGACACUGCGUGCCUGACCAAUUGAAAUGCGAUGGAAUUGCUGACUGUCUUGAUGCCUCUGAUGAAGCCACUUGUCCCACUCGCUUUCCCAAUGGUGCGUACUGCCCGGCUACUAUGUUUGAAUGUAAAAAUCAUGUCUGUGUCCAGUCGUCUUGGAAAUGUGAUGGAGAUAACGACUGUGGUGAUGGUUCUGAUGAAGAACUUCAUCUGUGCUUGAAUGUUUCCUGUGAGUCACCACACCGUUUCCGGUGUGACAACAAUCGCUGUAUUUAUAGUCACGAGCUGUGCAACCGUGUCGAUGACUGUGGAGAUGGAAGUGAUGAGAAAAAGGAGAACUGUGAAGGUGCGACCCCUAGACCUUGUAAAGAAGAUGAAUUUAAGUGUAGCAAUGGACAUUGCAUUUCAGAGCACCUGGUAUGUGAUGAUUUCGAUGACUGUGGUGACCAUUUUGAUGAAACGGGUUGCAAUACAGGAAAAGAAAGAUCAUGUGCUGAGAAUCUAUGUGAACAUAAUUGUACCCAGUUAAGUGAAGGAGGAUUUAUCUGCAGCUGUAGACCUGGGUUCAAAGCCAGUAUUUUGGACAGAAACUCCUGUGACGACAUCAACGAAUGUGAGCAAUUUGGGGUUUGUCCCCAGAACUGCCAAAAUACCAAAGGAAGUUAUGAGUGUUCCUGUGCCGAAGGCUUCAAGUCUAUGGGUGACCACUAUGGAAAACGGUGCGCAGCUGAUGGUAACCCUCCUUUGUUCUUGCUGUCUGAAAACGUGCGAAUUCGAAAAUAUAAUCUCUCUUCUGAGAAGUAUGGAGAUUAUCUUGAAGAUGAGGAACAUAUUCAGGCUAUUGAUUAUGAUUGGGAUCCUGAAGGCAUAGACCUCAGUGUUGUAUAUUACACUGUGCUAGGACAUGGCUCUAAUUUUGGUGCUAUCAAACGUGCCUACAUCCCCAACUUUGAAUCUGGCAGCAAUAAUAUUGUGCAGGAAGUUAACCUGGACUUGAAAUACAUAGCACAGCCAGAUGGGUUAGCAGUGGACUGGGUUGGACGGCAUAUUUACUGGUCAGAUGCCAAGAGUCAACGGAUCGAGGUGGCUAAACUUGAUGGAAGAUACAGAAAGUGGCUGAUUUCCACCCAACUGGAUCAACCAGCCGCAGUGGUUGUGAAUCCCAAACUAGGGCUUAUGUACUGGACUGACUGGGGCAAAGAACCUAAAAUCGAGUCUGCCUGGAUGGAUGGGCAGCAUCGGAGCACCCUGGUUGAUGAGGACCUUGGUUGGCCAACCGGCCUUUCUAUUGAUUAUUUGAACAAUGACCAGAUCUACUGGAGUGACUUCAAGGAGAACGUUAUUGAAACCAUGAAACAUGAUGGGACUGAUAGGAGAAUCGUUGUAAAUGCAGCAAUGAGCCCUUAUAGUCUGGACAUCUUCGAGGGCGAGUUAUACUGGAUAUCUAAGGAUAAAGGAGAAGUAUGGAAGCAAGAUAAGUUUGGGCGAGAAGAGAAAGAGAAAAUGCUGAUAGUGAACCCAUGGCUCACUCAAGUUCGAAUCUUUCAGCAAUAUAGAUAUAAUCAAUCAGUGCCCAACCGCUGUAAAAAGGUCUGCAGCCACCUCUGCCUGCUGAGACCUGGAGGAUACAGCUGUGCCUGUCCCCAAGGCUCCACCUUUAUACCAGGGAGAACCACUGAGUGUAAUGCAGCCAUCGAAAGUCCUAUCAUCAUGCCCCCCCCAUGCAGGUGUAUGCACGGAGGAAAUUGCUAUUUUGAUGAGAAUGACCUCCCCAAAUGCAAGUGUCCUAGUGGCUACACAGGAAAAUAUUGUGAAAUAGGGCUUUCAAAAGGCGUUCCUCCAGGAACAACGGUGGCUGUGCUGUUGACAAUCAUCCUGAUCAUUGUAAUUGGAGCUUUGGCAACGUUAGCCUUUUUCCACUAUCGGAGAACUGGUUCCCUUUUGCCUUCUCUGCCCAAGCUGCCAAGCUUAAGCAGUCUUGUCAAAUCCUCUGAAAAUGGAAAUGGGGUGACCUUCAGAUCAGGGGCAGAAGUUAACAUGGAUAUUGGAGUAUCUGGUUUUGGGCCUGAGUCUGCUAUUGACAGAUCAAUGGUGAUGAGUGAACACUUUGCUAUGGAGAUGGGGAAGCAGCCCAUAAUAUUUGAAAACCCGAUGUAUACAGCCAAGGACAAGGAGAGUGCAGCCAAAGUGGUUCAGCCAACUCAGGUGACUGUAACUGGAAAUGUGGAUAACAAGAACUAUGGAAGUCCCGUAAUCCCUUCUGAGAUAGUUCCAGACACACAGCCGACUUCCCCGAGUGCUGAUGGAACUCAGGCAACAAAAUGGAAUAUCUUCAAACGAAAACCGAAACAAACUACCAACUUUGAAAACCCAAUCUAUGCAGAGAUGGACAGUGACCAGAAGGAAAGUACUGCUGUGGCCCCACCUCCAUCACCUUCUCUCCCUGCUGAAAUCCCUCCCAAAAGAGGCUCAACUCCAGCCUACACUGCAACGGAAGACACUUUUAAAGACACUGCCAACCUUGUUAGAGAAGACUCUGAGGUAUAGCUAUGCCAGCUAUUUAGGGAAUAAUUAGAAACACACUUUUGCACAUAUAUUUUUUACGACCAGAUGAAAAAAGUUAACAUUCAGUACUUUAUAAAAAAAAUAUAUUUUCCCUGUUCACCUGUAGCUGGAAGUGUCUGUGGAAACUAUACCUUGUGUGUCUUUUUUUUUUACUUAUGCCAUCUCAUAUUUUUACAAAUAAUUAUCACAAUGUACUAUAUGUAUAUCUUUGCACUGAAGCUAUCUGAAGGUAAGGCUAUAAAUAUAUUGUACAUUUGUAAAUUUUGGAAAGAUUAUCACAUCAUUAAAUUUGCUAAUAAAAGAAUCUGCUGAAUUGGUCGGUGAUCAUUACAGUAAAUGAUCCAAUGAGAAAAGGAAUUAACGAGGGGCCUUUAGCCGUGUCUAACGAAGAGGCACCACUCAUGUUUCCUAUAGAAUUUCCCAGGAAAGGAAUUCAGGCCCCACUCUUGGGUCCAUGUUUAGACAUCAGCACUUAAUUAAGGUUCACUAUGACAUGUAACCCGAUUAAUAGGCAUAUUGAUAGGAGCACUGUGUGCUGUAUAGACUUCUGGACUUGACUGUAGAUGCCUCAGAUAAUGCAGAAGGUAGAAAAAGCAAUUCAACCUCACCCUUCUACAUGUUUGUGUUGUCUAAAUAGAGCAUUCUGCUUCCUGUGUGUUAUCUCACUAGCUGUCAAGUCAACAUUGUUAUUUGCAAUGUCUGUGAGAACACACCAUGUCAUUAAGUGCAAGUGUCUUGCAAAGAGUUUGUAUUUAAUCGAAUGAACUCUUUUGCUUGAUGGGCCACAGGGCAACUUAUGUCCUUGCCUGGUAUCUCAGGUGGUCACCUAUCCUAGAAACUGGAGCUCGGUAGCUGAAUUACUAAAACCAAAUCUGUGUCUUCAUAAUGUAAGGUGCACAACAAACACUGGUUAAGCAAAGCCUCAAUUGGGUUUUUGUUUCUGUGUGAAAAUAUCAUUAUAAUGACUAUUUAUUUCCUAAGUCAAACAUGAAUAGAAAGGGAAACCAUUCUUAUUGAGCCUUUUUUAGGUCUUUUGGCUAAAUCUGUACAUUUGUAUCAGAACGUCCUGUAGAGCCUAGCUCUUUUCUUGAAUAGUUGGUAUAGUCUCCACGGGAACCAUGCGGGAAUAUACAAUUCCAUACUAAGCAGCAUUCCUGUCUCUCUGUGCUAAUAUUGCACAUUUUUAAAACAAUGAAUGAAUGGAUGGAUGGAUGAAUGAAACCUGUACUACUGAUUAUUUUAUUCCUGAGUUCUCAAAAUAUUUGUUGCUCGUAUUUUGAGUGCUUAUUGUAAUUACUUUGAAAUGUACUUUGAUUAGAAAAGCAAACGGAAAUGAUGCUGCUGAAAAAUUUCUAAUAAAUGUGUAUUUUAUCAGA
Molecule: messenger RNA, 15541 nt
Organism: Ceratotherium simum simum (southern white rhinoceros)
Lineage: Eukaryota; Metazoa; Chordata; Mammalia; Perissodactyla; Rhinocerotidae
Source: RefSeq, a predicted model, not a curated record